AUGUAUACUUGUGUUCCUUUCAAACAAGUCGACGUGUUCACUGCAGCACCCUAUAAGGGCAACCCCGUCGCCGUCGUAAACUUGAUGGAUAAAGAUGAAUCUGAAUAUUCGACCGAAUAUCUGCAAAGCAUUGCGAACUGGACAAAUCUUUCGGAAACGACUUUCUUACUGAAGCCCACGAAACUGAACUGCGACUACAAGCUGAGAAUUUUCACACCUGCUUCGGAAUUACCCUUUGCCGGCCAUCCUACCGUUGGAUCGUGUUGGGCGUUCCAUGAAUUUACAGGCAAAACCGGUAAUUCUUUAACUUAUCAAGAAUGUGGCUUGGGAGUCGUCGAGAUUACUCGCACGGGCGAAACGUUACUAUUCAAAGCCGCUAAAGCUGACAUUGAGGAAAUUUCACAUGCUGAAGUCGAUGCCUAUGAAGAAGUUUUAAACACAAAAUUUCUGGAGCCAGCAAAACUCCUGCAAGUAGGACCCAAAUGGAUUGUAUGCCUGGUCAAGGAUGCUGAGAUCUGUUACAACUUGGAACCAGAUUUCCAGAAGAUGAAAGAGUACAAUACUAAAUUCAACGCUACCGGCCUCAUUGUAGCCGGCAAAAAACAAGGUGAAGACGCCUACGAAAUGCGAGCAUUUGCUCCUGCUGAGGGUGUGUCUGAGGACCCCGUAUGCGGCAGCGGUGCCCUCGCUCUUGCCAGAUGUCUACAAUCUGUUCACAAUUUUCAAGCUACUUACAGUUUCAAAAUCUACCAAGGCGGUAGACUUGGAAGAAAGGGCCAAAUAAAUGCCAUCAUAGAACAUGUGGAUUCGGGCAUUAACUAUAAGGUUGGUGGACGAGCCGUGACCGUUGUAGACGGUACUAUAAAGUUUUAA
Lachancea mirantina is the source of this 873-nucleotide messenger RNA. The record is from the annotation of a GenBank genome assembly. NCBI's taxonomy places the organism in Eukaryota, Fungi, Ascomycota, Saccharomycetes, Saccharomycetales, Saccharomycetaceae.